CGCUCGCCCCGGCGCCGCACGGAGCCCACCCAGCGGAGAGCACAGCGGUGCCCGCCCGCCGUCCGCGUCUCUGGGGACCCAGCUCUGUGAGCGCGUCCUCAUCGCCCCUCCACCCGCCAGACUUCACAUCUGACUCCGGGCUGCCUGCGGCCUCAGUGGCCUCCCUUCCCCGAGGGCACGAUGCCCAUCCUCAAGCAGCUGGUGUCCAGCUCGGUGCACUCCAAGCGCCGUUCCCGCGUGGACCUCACGGCCGAGAUGAUCAGUGCUCCGCUGGGCGACUUCCGCCACACCAUGCACGUGGGCCGGGCGGGGGACGCCUUUGGGGACACCUCCUUCCUCAACAGCAAGGCUGGCGAGCUGGAGGGCGAGCCCCUGGAUGAGCAGGCGCCCGCCUCGUCCUCCAAACGCAGCCUCCUGUCCCGGAAGUUCCGGGGCAGCAAGCGGUCGCAGUCGGUGACCAGGGGGGACCAGGAGCAGAGGGACAUGCUGGGCUCGCUGCGGGACUCGGCCCUGUUUGUCAAGAACGCCAUGUCCCUGCCCCAGCUGAACGAGAAGGAGGCCGCAGAGAAGGGGUCCGGCAAGCUGCCCAAGAGCCUGUCGUCCAGCCCCGUGAAGAAGGCGAGUGCCGGGGAGGGCGACCAGGAGGCGGCCCGUGUGGAGGAGGUGCCCCGGCGGAAUGGGGCCACGGCCCCCCGCUGCCUCGACCCCCUCCUCGACGAGCAGGCCUUCGGGGACCUGACGGAUCUGCCCAUCAUGCCCAAGGCCAGCUUCGGGCUGAAGCAUGCGGAGUCCAUCAUGUCCUUCCACAUUGACCUGGGGCCCUCCAUGCUGGGAGACGUCCUGAGCAUCAUGGACAAGGAGGAGUGGGAGCCAGAGGAAGAGAAUGGUGGUUACGAGGGCGACGAGGACCCAGGCAGUCUCCCCAAGGCUCCCCCUGCGGGGUCGGGGGCCCCUCCGCUGGCCAGGCAGGAAGGCAAGGCUGGCCAGGACUCACCCCCGCUGUCCCAGGCUCCGCAGGACGAGGCGUGGGCCGCGGUGGCCCCCAGUCCCGGCUCUGCCCGCAGCACGGGGAGCCACACCACUCGGGACAGCAGCUCCCUGUCCAGCUGCACCUCCGGCGUCCUGGAGGAGCGCAGCCCUGCCUUCCGGGGGCCAGACCGGGCCCGGGCCACUCUGUCCAGGCAGCCCGACAAGGAGUUCACCUUCAUGGAUGAGGAGGAGGAGGAUGAGAUCCGAGUGUGAGGCAGGAGGAGGUGGGGCUCCCGCUCUUGGCUUGGGCUCCUUGCUCCCAGCCCACCUCCCCCUUCUCCUUCCCGUCAGGGGCCACCAAGAGCCUGGCGGCGUCCACAGACCCUGGACCUGGUGGCUGAGGGGCACUGGCUGAGCCUGGGGCCCCUGGAGGACUCGGAGCUGGCCUGGGUGCCGGCUGCGUGCCUCACUCUGUCACACACCCUGGCCUCCCUGAGCUCUGUAGGACGGGGCUAUGUUCUUACAGUGGGAAUUGAUUUCCUUUUCUCCACGGGGCCUCAAGCGGAUGUCAGAUGUCAGCCCGAGCUCCUGCCUGGCCUCCCGCAGGUCAGCUCGGGGGCGACCUCGAGGCCGGGGCGAAGGACAGCCGCUCCCCUUUUCUCUCCUGUGUUUCUGCUGACCUGGCAGGCAGUGACUUCCCUGGGUGAAUGUGUGUCACGGGAAGAAUGGGGUGGGCAUGUGCCCCCCCCUUUGGCUCCUGAACAGGAAGCCUGGAGCCCUUUGGAGUCAAGCCAGACUGAACACUAAACGAGGCCCCUUCCCCAGGGGCCCCUAUUUUUAGGAAGGGGCCCUAGCCGGAUGACACUAGGAACAGACUGUAGUGGCUCAGCCCCUGUGGGCUUGCUUGUUCUGUCUUGUUAUGUUUAAAUCUUUCUAGAGCCGUAUGGAGAGCAGCCUGUAGGCCUGUGGCCAGGGGCACAUCGGCUCCUUCUAGACACCUUUAUACUAGGUGCUUCCAAACUUUAUUUAGAAUCGGAUGGGGUGGUGUCUGCCUGUAUGUACACCUCCACCGUAGCUAUUAACAGCUGAAGGCGUCCAGUGUAGAAUAUUUCUGAAAAAUGACUUUUUUAAAGUAAUAUAUCAUUCCUAUGGGGGAUAAAAGCUUUUUUUUGGGGGGGGGGACUGUUAUUCAACCUCCUCACCUCCCAGGCCCCCUCACUGCCUCCUCCUCUCCCCAGGCCCCUGUGCCUGCUCCCUCCUGGACUUCUGAGGCAAGGGUCCUGGGGGUCUCGGUACAGGGUUGCCAGACUUUUCCACAAAACAGAAGGAGAAGUUUUCAGUGGGAGGAUGUCCCCAUGCCAGAUGUUCUGACACACUUAAAUGAAAACAUUAUCUCUUGUCCUCCUGAAAUUCAAAUUUCAGCCUAGGUCCUAUAACCCAGCCCACAGGGAUUGAGUAGGAGCCUGGGUGUGAGCCCAGGGUCAACUGGUGAUUGUUCUGUCCUGGGAACAGGCUGACCCACCUCCUCCUGGCCCCGGAGCCAGGGGCCAGAGCCAGGGGGAGGGGCCGGAUCCAGCCCGGCGGGUGGGCGUGGCCGCUCCAGCCUCCCAUUUUCUGCCAGAGCCUGACUCAGACACUAGCUUAGUUCCUGGUCCCAGCACCCCACGGGGCUCGGCUUCCAGGAGAGCAGCCCCUGCCCGCUGCCCUUGACACCCACCCGGGCGGUGGUCAGUUCCGGAUUCUGAACUGUAUAUUUUUUUCAUGAAAUUGUUAAAACAGUGAGACAACAUUAAAAAAA
Molecule: messenger RNA, 2767 nt
Organism: Molossus molossus (Pallas's mastiff bat)
Lineage: Eukaryota; Metazoa; Chordata; Mammalia; Chiroptera; Molossidae
Gene: CDC42EP4
Product: CDC42 effector protein 4
Exons: 2
Coding region: 181-1242 (353 amino acids)
Source: RefSeq, a predicted model, not a curated record